UGGAUGCUGUCUCCUACAACUUUUUUUGUUUUGGUAAUUGAAUGUGACUGUGAAAACAAUGGGGUCAUGGGGUUCUGACUUCUGACACUGAACAUGUUUCAGGGUACUGUGGACUCUGUGCUUUUAACGCGUAAAUAAAAACUCUGCUUUAUAUAUUAUCAUGCUUAUUGUUAUAGCCUCUUAGUUCUUCUUCCAAAAGUAUAGUAACUAGUAACUAGUAACUAGAUAGAUAGAUAGCCAUGGCAGACUUCAAGCACUUUGUGAUUGUGAAGUUCAAGGAAGGUGUUGCUGUUGAAGAUCUCACCAAAGGGAUGGAGAAGUUGGUCUCUGAGAUUGAUGCUGUUAAGUCCUUUGAAUGGGGACAGGACAUUGAAAGCUUAGAUAUGCUGAGACAAGGUUUUACUCAUGCAUUCUUGAUGACAUUUGGAAAUAAAGAAGACUUUGUUGCAUUUCAGAGCCAUCCAAAUCAUGUUGAAUUCUCAGCAACAUUUUCAGCAGCUAUUGAGAAGAUUGUGGUGCUGGAUUUCUCAUCUACCCUUGUCAAGAAGGCACCAGCAUGAUCCUACUUAUAGUACAAUAAUAAUAACAGUAAUAAUGAUAAGGAUUGUUCCAUCUUUGAAAAAUGCUUGAUCUCUUUAUUACCAAAAUGUAUGUUAUUUGCGUGUGCUUGCAUUGUGUCCACUGUUUGUAGUUCAGUUGUGCUUUAUUUAGUAUGUUCCUACAUGAUUUCCUGCAAUUUGAAAUCUUAUGAAUUCAAUGCUGAACUCUUUUUUUGCCUUUUAA
This is a messenger RNA of Arachis stenosperma, 783 nucleotides long. Its product is annotated as stress-response A/B barrel domain-containing protein At5g22580-like. NCBI's taxonomy places the organism in Eukaryota, Viridiplantae, Streptophyta, Magnoliopsida, Fabales, Fabaceae. Bases 240 to 560 code for a protein of 106 amino acids. The record is from RefSeq and is a predicted model, not a curated record. The transcript has 2 exons.